Messenger RNA from Saccostrea echinata, 2564 nucleotides. RefSeq lists its product as uncharacterized. NCBI's taxonomy places the organism in Eukaryota, Metazoa, Mollusca, Bivalvia, Ostreida, Ostreidae. The transcript is spliced from 9 exons. The record is from RefSeq and is a predicted model, not a curated record. Bases 45 to 2426 code for a protein of 793 amino acids.
AAUAUUCUUAGCUAAUCGAUUCUACUUCUCGUGAAUCUGAGAAAAUGAGUUCACAUGGAACCAGAACAGAACGAAAUCAAAAUGGAGGACCAAAGAGAGUGAAGACUAGGGUACUUGCAAACUUAGAUUAUCCUGACAUCAACAAUGCAUUGUUUCACACACUGAACAUUGCCAAGAAUAUAAAUCCACAGUUCUAUGGGUACUCCUGUCAUGAUAGAGCUGGUACUUUGGAAAUGUACAGGACCAGAAACCAACCAAUUUCAUGUAUGCCAGUUUGCUUCAAUUCAGUCAUGUGCCACUUUCAAGACAGAUGUGCCAAUACACGAACACAGAUUUGCACCAGGACAACUACUUUUGGGAUGUAUGUCAAACAGAAGUAUGAGUGUGUCAUGCAGAUUUUUCGAGGAUCCAUAGUUUUUCAGCUGGAAUUUCAGAAUGAAGAAGGUUAUCAGAGGUAUAUGAAUGACUUCCACAAUGGGACAUUGAAGCAGGAGAUAAUAGACUUUUUUAAGAACUGCUACAAGGAUUUUGGCCUGGAUCCAGAUGACCUGGAGUUUAAUGUCUCUGUAGAGGAUUCAUCUGGAAAUCCAGAGGACAACAACAAUCUGCCAUUUUCUGAUAGGAACCUGACAAGUGGGAAUGAAAAUACCGCACCUGAGGAGCAGAGCAUGGAAACAUCUACAUCAGAACAGACAGUGAAAAAGCAACACAAUGAUUUACUACAGGAAAUAUCAAAACAAUUCCUUGAUGAAGACAUUGAAAAUGGUCAGAAUCUACGGAAAUUCAGAAAAAAUGUUAUGCAUAUGUUUCCAGAUCUCCUUGUGGAAAAUCUCUCUGUUCCUGAAAUUUUCAGUGUCCUUGAUGACAAAGGUCACCUUAAGGCAGGGUCAUACGAUACUCUAGUGUCUCUAGUCAAGGACAUAGAUCCAAGAAUGGUUAAUAUAAUCAGAGCGACAGAGAAAAUUCUGUCUGAAGAGGAAGAUCAAGUAAGGCAAAGGGGUAAUGAAGAUAAGAACAAGUCUGCAGAAGAAGUAAGGAAUUCUGGAGAGCCUGGAAUGUUAUCAUCAAGAACACAUGUUUCCUUAGCAUCAGCUUCAGCACAAAAAGUUCCAAAGGUAAUGGACCAGCUUCCAGAAGAAAGAAGUGACGGGUCUGCAGGCACAUCCUCAGCACAGUCAGGUAACAGUUACAAUGUAGGAAACAUCACAGCCCAUGAUGGAAUGGUGGCAUUUGGAAAUUCUGGCAGUGUUAAAUGCAAGAUAGGUAAACGAGACAGACCCACAACAGAAGAUGAAGGUCAAAAAACACAAAAACGUGGAAAAAUUGACUUCCAAGCAUCCUCAGCAGGAUUCAGAAAGGAAAAGGAUGACAGUCUGAGGGGGAAAGAACUGAAGAAUUUUUACUCCCAUGGAUGGGACAAAAGUGUGGGUCAUUUAUUGUGUGGAAACAAGACGGGGACUGCAUUCAGGGUCGGAGACCGUUACCUGAUGACAGCAUAUCACAUCAUCAAGGAUGCACUGGAUUGGUACCUUGAAACCAUCAUAUCAAAGGCCCAAAGUGACCCAGAUCGUGUGAACUGCUGUACACCGUUACUUGAAAAUUUGAGAAAAUUAGGAACAGUUAUUGAGAUGAGCAACUGUGGAACAGAUAUUGAGAUGAAGAUAGAAAAUGGGAUUAGAAAAUGGGCUGAAAAGAAUGUUGACAUUGUUAACUUCAGCAGUUUAUUAGAGGUGCUAGGAGUUUCAGGAUUCUCCCUGGCAAAGGUCCAAGCUUCAAAAGAAAUCACACAGAACCGUAUGUCUGUGGUUUUUGGUCGAUUGAUAGAACAAGAGGAUAUCCUACCAUAUCCCCUUAAACUUGACAUACCUUUCUACAGUAGCAGUGAUGAUAUUGCUAUUCUGGAAGUUGACUGGACAAACUUACCUAAACCAUUUAAUUUGCAGAGAUCAAACAUCCCACCCAAAUCGGUUCACAUCAUUGGCUAUCCAGCUUCUCACAAGAGUGAACAAAUUCUUGACCCCCACUGUCCUCUGAUAUCAUUGGCUGAAGCCCAGUCGACUUGUCAAAGAGCAGUUGAUUGGUGGAAGAAAGAGUAUCCAACAGAAAAUGUUGAUGAUUUUAGGAAUGCUUAUAGUUCAGCAUUUACAGGACAAGGUAAAAUUCAGUUCCACUGUUCAGAAUCUACUGCCCAUGGUGCAUCUGGUAGUCCUGGUUUAAUACAAAUGCAUGAAGAGAAACCAGUGGUGAGUUUGAUGCUGCAACAAGGCUUCCCAUCCUUUGUGUAUGAGCAAAAACACCAAGAACUCCUUAAGACAGUUCCAAAGCAGUUUCUAAUUGAAAGUGGCAUCAGCAUGUCAAGGGUUUAUGAGAUUCUCUCCAACAAGCCACAUUUGCUGGCGUUACGUAAUGAAAUUUUUCACACUUGACCGUACGUGUAAAGUAUUCACCUGAUGAGUGAAUAAUGUAACAUUCAGACAAACAUAAUGCAAUUGAAAAACACAGAUUCAACAUCCAGAAAUAUCAAGUAGUGAUUCCUAUGAAUUUAUUUUUCAGUAACAACAUUG